AGUUGUCAAUCAGCACUUCGCGUGUAAAGGUGUGAAAUUCGUUCUCCUUCUUGUGACUUGUUAAACUUUACAAGAUGAGGCUUCUAGUAUCUAUCAAUGUUUAUCUCUGGACAAUCAGCCUUCUUCAAGGCCAACAAGUUCCAGUGUCGCCAGAAAAGUGGCAAGUGGCCAUUGUCCAUAGCCAACUGGGAUAUCGGAUCUGCGGAGCCUCUUUGGUCAAUGAGCAGUUCCUCAUAACAGCUGCUAGUUGUGUUCACCAACACAAUGCCGAGGAUCUGGUGGUCAUUUUGGAACAAGAUUUCGAACGACAUCGAGUGGCCGCUCUUUUGCCCCGAAUCAAUCCGAAUCUGUUCAAGAGAUCCCGGAUCAGUCGGAGUGAAGUGCAUCCGGAUUUCAACGCCGAGAACGGGGAUAAUGACAUUGCAGUUCUCGAACUGGCCCAAGCCAUAACAUACUCUGAUAAAAUUGGGCCUAUUUGCUUGCCAGAUAAGGCGAUGGACUCGUUCUUUGGCAUGAUGGCAACUCAAGGGGGAUGGGGCGUGCCUCCGGUGGCUUUCGGGCCCAACCCAUGGCCUUUGGCGAAACAGAACCUAAAAAUCCUACGCCACACGGAUUGUGGGGAUCAACGACGGAUUUGUGCCAAGACCGGAGUCCUUCAAUACCGAGAGUGCCAAGGCGACAAAGGAGGUUCAUUGCACACCUAUUUCAACCUUUAUCAGCCAAUUCUGAUCGGCAUCGUUCCCAAAGUGAAGACCUGUCCAAUCGGAGACGAAAUGGCCACCUACACUCGCAUUACGCCUUACUUGGAUUGGAUCCACGAAAACAUGCAUGGAGUGCUCUCAUGUGUUCCCUAUCGAACUUGAUCCACUUUAUCUCACAAACUUCUAGUCACGGCAUGGCAUUCUAAGAAUGAGGCUUACGCAGUACAAAUCUAAUC
This is a messenger RNA of Tigriopus californicus, 937 nucleotides long. RefSeq names its product tryptase alpha/beta-1-like. Lineage: Eukaryota; Metazoa; Arthropoda; Copepoda; Harpacticoida; Harpacticidae. Gene Ontology annotation, biological process: proteolysis. The record is from RefSeq and is a predicted model, not a curated record. Bases 75 to 863 code for a protein of 262 amino acids. The transcript has 4 exons. Gene Ontology annotation, molecular function: serine-type endopeptidase activity.